UGUUAGCUAAGGCAUGUUUCUUGCUAGCUCGCUAAACGGAUGCUCGCUAAGGUUGACAUGGGAGGUAACUGGAAUAGCUGUGAACGAGGAGCAGAGACCCUCAUAAAGCCUCAUAUCAGAUUUAGCCUUCCGCGUAUUCAUAACCGUAUCCCUAAGUUUAAUAUCGCCUUCUUAAUUUAAGGGAUCUUAUGCUAAGUGCAUGCUAACAUGGCUCCCACGUAUGUAGUAUCACAAGAUAACAUUUUGAUUGACGUAAACACUCUGGUCGACAAAAGGAGAAAUGUCCGUCAAUACUUGGAGUCAACUCAGAAGACUGCACCUUCAAGAAUGCAUCUUCAAGAUGAGUGACCUUGAACUCAGCACACGUUGAAAAGGAAUGGAAUAGAUACAACCCAGCACUAACAGAACGCAAAGAAAAGGCUCCUUCUGACCUCAUCUUGCAUGACAUAGGCCUAUUUGUCUUGAAACAAGUCAGGCUUUGAGCCAAUACCAGAAAUGCCUGUAAGGAGGCAUCCCUACAGGCUGCAGCCUAGCUACGCCAACUGAAAGCACCAGACAACUGCGUCUCUUGUUUAAGGGAUGUGCUGCUGAUUGGACACAAAAUCUCAUCUCUCUGCCACCUCUCUAAAAUGUUAUUAACGUUGAGUGUGUGCCAGCGUGUACAGUGAAUUAUGGUGACCAAAAAUGGUGCUUGAAUGUGGCAUGUUGGUGCAGGGUAUGCUAAAAGGGGUGAGGCUCUCUCAGAAAAGUGUAACAGCUGACUGAUAGUCCGCUGCCGAUAAUGGAUGCCAAGUUAAAAGAGGACCUGUUUCGGAGGUACGUGACAGCACUGGAGAGGCGACUGGAGGAGGAAUACGCAUGGAUUGGAACUGCACCCGAUGGGGACAAAGGGAGACACAAGGACAGCGAGGCCCUGCUCUCCACAGCCACAGCUCUGCUCGGGGCCUACCAGCCAGAUCCGGGACAGCGAUUCCGGAUGGUGCGCUUUUAUGAAGUGGUGGAGAAUUCUCUCCGCUGCCAGAGAGGGGGGAACAUCAAGAGCCUGGAGAGAGCCUUCCACACACUGGAAACCAUCUGCACCAACCUCUUGCUUUUCCCCUGGAAGAAGGAGUUCAGAUGUAUUAAGACCUUCACUGGCCCGUAUGUGUACCAUCUGCAGUCUGCUAUAUCUGACGCUGAACUCCGGUCUCUGAUGCGCACCAUUGGCUACGCUUGUGACCAUGACUCGCAGUUCCACUUGCAGGAGCACCCAGGAGGCGUAAAUCAUCUCCGCCAGUUGGCGUUCGAGCUCUUCCUGGCCCAGGCGGAGUGUCGUCUUCUGGGAGAGGUAGUGGCUCUGGCCCGUGGUUCAGCCUCAGAGCUGGAGGCCCUGGAACUCCGCAGAGGUUGCAGAGAUGAUGCAGCUGGCUGUGCUGAGGCACUCCGCAGACGCGACAGCCUUGGGGCAGAUAUGGCUCGGCUGUCUGUGCGGCCGCUGGAUAUAGAGAGGCCUCAUGCCCACCACCUGAGGCGAGGUAGCCGACCGUCUAAGUCUGUGGAUGUUACAGAUGGAGCUGGUCACUGGCAUGCAGCAGUUAGCAAGCCUGUUUUGAAGGCCUCAUUGAGUCUGAGGAAGGAGCCUCUGUUUGUGGAUGCUGAGGAGGAUAUGAAGGAUGAGAUAAUCAGGCCCAGCACCUCAGCAUCUCUCUUUUCUGUUGCAGCUCCACCUUCCUAUAGUCCUAUUGCGGAUUUCUUCCCAAUUCAGUCACCUCCCCCAGCUGAUGCUUACACAUCCUACCACCUGUCCUCUUUGGAUGAGAUCGACUUAUACACAGAGAGGGGUGGUGCUGGGACGGGAGGCAGGCAGACCCCCUCUCGACCACCAUCCAGAGAGCCUCGGGAUGCGAGGGAUGGGUGGCUGCUCAAAGGCCACGGUAGUGUGAAGUGUCAGGGGUGUGGGCUGGGCUGUUCCUCAAUGGCCUCCUGCCAGAGGUGUGACAUGAUCCUCUGUUCUGCCUGUCAUGAUGUGGACCCCUCCCCUUGCUGUGGCCUCCAGGACUACCACCCCAAAUCCCCACGUCCCCUCGAUGGAUACAUACCUGUGAAGGAAAAGCUCUCCGUCUACUCUAACACUCAUUCCCACUCCCAUCUCCAUCCGCACCCCCUCACACUGACCCAUUCACACUCUCACCCCCACCCUCACCCCCAGAUGGCGGAGAAACCCCUCAUGUCCACUAAGCUGUUUCCGAGCAAGUCUGUUGCCUUGACAACGCCAAAGGGAGGCAGCAGCGAGCGAUUAAGCCUGGGGGGAUCACGAUGUGGGUUUUGCAACAAGCCAGGUGCAUCACACACCUGUGUGAACUGCUCUAAGGUGUCAUGUGACUCGUGCAUGGGCUUGUACGCAAAGGAUAUAUGCACGCGAAAGAAUCCCCAGCACAGCUUUGUGCCCAACCAUCAGCUCAACUUCAAAUCUGGCACCAUAUCUCACCUGGUGUACCGAUGAAUCAGGCAGACAGAAUAUUUGUUUCUUCCUUCUAGUCCCCUCCCUUGACCCGCUGCGUAGUCUUGCACUAUUGCUUUAGCUCUAUUCCCGUUUUAAACAACAUAUUCACUAUCACUCCCUUUAUCUGAUGGUCUUUGCGCUCUCUCAAACCCGCUCUUGAACUUUGUACAUUUUCCCUUGCUGUCAGUAGGGCCCUGGAAUGCACAUGCCACAGAGAGCCAUAUCGUCUGCCCAUCUCUCUGCCUUGUACAAGUUCAGGCCUUUUAAUCUAUUUCUUGUUACUUUUACCUUGCUACCUGCUCUUGAGUAGUCAUGUGAUGUUGUAGCGCUUCCCAAAUUCCUCAAAUUUUGUCCUCCUCAAAAGGGAAAAACUGGAGAGAUAAGGGUUCAAUUCCUUCUCAUUUUGAAUGAAUUCCGUCCAAAUGAACAUUACUACUAGUACUUUGCCUAACUUCUCAGCUAAAAAUUCCUCUAAUAUAUAAAUAUAUAUAUAUAUAUAUAUACAGUAUAUAUGUAUGUGUGGGAGAGUGAGAGACAGAGUGUGUGUGUGAGUGUGUGUAGAAAAGACCUCUGAGCUUGCAUUGUGACAAAGGAGAACUUUUUAAACUUGAAAAAUAGUAGGGAAAACAUACACUGGAAGUCAGUAACUCAAUAGUAUAUAUUUUUAAUCCUAUUCUCUAGAACAAUGUGAGACUGUUAACUGGGCAUGAGGUCUGUCAUUGGGAUUUUUGGGGUAUAAACUUAUGUCUGUGGGCGGGGAGGGCGGGAGAUAUCUCAAAGGGAAAUGUUGAGACAAUGGUCAGAUGCCAUAUAUUCUAUUUAAAAGAUUAUGCCUUGUAAAUUAACCCUCAAAUGUUUCUGGUUAUGUGACUGAGGUUCAAAUGCUGCUGUUGACUUGAGACUUUAAAGGUGUGUGGCGUUGACUUCUUUCUGGUAAAUAGCCUGUUGAGUUGUGUCCGUUCCAAGCCCCCCCCCCCAUCCCCUUCCAUUACACUCCUUAAGCCACCACGAUCCAUGAUGUUGUAGAGGCACCCUCCUUACCAGAUCAGUGGUUCCCUGUCAGUCUCAGGUGGAGUCACAGGAAGUCUCACACUGGUCCACGGAUCAUAUGAUGAUGGCCCUUUGACAGUGCAUGAGCCUAUUGAUUGGUUUUAGACAGUGUGAGAGUGCAUAUACUCUGACACGGCUUCUGUCUACCUCAAAUGGCUUCAGCUUAUACACCCAGUUUGAUAUUGUGGUUUCAAACUAGCCCUUAAGACCUGAGGAAUUCUUUUAUUAAUCACAUUAUUCUUCUCUAAUUUGACACUUGUGUUUUCGCCGAACAGAAAACACCUCCUCUUACAGUCAGCUGAUUUAGUCAUGUUUAAAUGUUAGCAGAGGUUAUUUAUUCCUUGACAUAAUCAUGCAUGAUUUUCUGUCUAGAAACUAUUUAUACUUUGUUUGGGUGCACACAAAAACACUAACACUUAAUCAUAUUGAACCAGCCCUGUGACACUACCUUUGUGAACCUCAAACUGUUAAAUCUCAUUGAAACUAUCACAAAACUGAUUGAGUUUACUGGUCAUUUUUCAGCUUGUGUUUUGUGUUGGUAACUGGAUCAUAUUAUACUGCAAAUUGUCUGUAUUUCAUCUCACUGACAAAAGACAGACUCCUCUUAUAAAUGCUUCUGUUCAGUACAAGAUCACCACAGAUCAUCAGCUCAAAAAUGACCACUGAGUUGGAUCGAUGCAUCUCUGAGUUGUUAAUAUUUAACGUUUUAUAACCCUUAUUUCAAAACACGGGGAUGCUGUGUAAAUGUUAAAUAGAAACAGAUUGAAAUAAUUUGCAGAUGAACUUUGUUUGCUGACAGCGGUUUUAUAAAGUGUUACCGGGCACAUGUAGUAAUACCCUUUUUACAAUCAUGUGUUUCACAAAGCGGUGAACCUUGCCCCAUCCUUGCUUGUAAACAACUGAGCCGUUCUUUCACCUGUUACCAAUUAACCUUUUAAUCUGCGGUAUUCCAAUCAGGUGAUUUUGAACAUUCCACAUCUUUCCCAAUUUUUUUUAUACCCCUGUCCAAACUUGUUUGAAACUUUUUACUGGCAUCAAAUGUAGAUUAAGCAUAUAUUGACAAAGAUCAAUGAAGUUGAUGAGGUAAAACUUUAAUGUUUAAUCUUUGUACUGGCUACUGUUUUUUAUUGAAUGUGGCUAAUUGUCACAUUCUGUUUUAUUUAAGCUUUACACAGCAUCGCAACUUUAUUUUUAUUUAUUUUUUUUUAAAUCUGGGUCAUACCUUGAAAAAGGUAGUGUUUCUCACAUGUCUAUUGCACUUACUAUUACUACUAUUACAGGGACUCAUGCUGUUGUGUCCGUCCCCUUGUAAAGCCAAAUCAGUCACCUGAAUCAAUAUUGGCAAAGUACAUUUCUGCCAAACAAAGUUAAAACUUUAUGUGUCUUUACGUUGCAACUUUACCUUUCUUGUGACAGCGUUGUGCUUAUGUUCUGGUUAGGUUAAGGCACAAAAAACACUUGGUCAGCGUUAGGAAAACAUUGUGUUUUGGCUUAAAAUUCCUGAUUUGGUCACUGCACUGUCCCCCUCCACUCCCUAGCAUGAAAGUCAGGUAAUAAACAUGAACUGCUAACGUUAUGACAGAUUUUGUAGAACAAAAGGCACAUAGCCUGUGACACAGACAAAUCUGAGCAUAUCUGUGGUUUGCAGAAAAACGUUAACUGGCAACAUUUUAUCCUGGCAACUGGGCUGGUACAGCACAGUGACUGCCAGUGUGUGGUCAUUUAAGGCCAGUUGUUUGAUCUGAUUCAGUUGGCACUCUCUUAGCUUGUCGGCUAAUCUUCCGAGAGAGGUGACUUUCCCAGUUAUUUGUUGUGAUGUCUCACUCCAUUAUUUUGCAUAUUCGGAGACCCUGAAAGUCCUCUCUACAGCCCUUGAUGUGCAGUUAUUUGGUGUAUUAGAUAAGCUGGAGUGUCCUCAAGCAAGCUGCUGCCAUUCGGUAUCGAAAUAUCAUUAAACUCAUUUAGUGAUAGACUAAAUAAACUCUGCUAACGUUUACUGUGAGUAUUGUAAAUUUGGAGCGUACUUCUAGUGAUUAGGCUUUGAUUUAUGCAGGAGAAUAACAGUCACUCAGGGGCUAAUUUCAAAUCACAUUUCAUAAAAACAGUCUGGUUUAUUCCGACAGACCGUUCGGGCUGUCAUAGCCUUUAUGUUCUGUCAGGAAUAACCUCUAAAUGCCUUAAGCUCAUUCAGCUGUCUUAUCGUGGGGUAUUUUUAAAUUUGCAGUGUCCAGUGUCAUUUACAUUGUUCUGUGUUUUACCAGCCUGUAGGUUAAACAUCAACCUGUUUUUUUGUUUGUUUGUUUUUUUCUCCAGGCCACGUGAACUAAAUGCAUAGUUUGUUCCAUGACAGCUAAGGAAAGAAUUCAGAUUAAUUAAAAAAACACACACAAGUAUGGAUUAACCUCAUCAACUAUACAUACCAACAGAAUUAUGCAGCACUUUCACUCCAGAAUAUACUUUGUGCUUACAGGGGUGACGACUGUAAAAAUAACCAUGUUUUGCCUGGAAUUCAAAUUCAUAUAUAUAUUUUGUUUUACUUGCAGAAAUUGUGUAAACACACAUGUUUUUGGUGUGAGUGAUGUCUGAUCCUCUCACACUUCUGUUCAUUCCCAAACUGUGUGUGUGUGUGUGUGUGUGUGUGUGUGUGUGUGUGUGUGCGCGUGUGUCGUUAUCAUGUGAACAGUAUAAAGAAGGGAUCGUCUGAUACCGUUUGGAUGUAGCUUAAAGGUUCUUUGAGGGGACUGACGUUGGCUAACUUGGGUAUCAUAAAAGUAAUGAGUGACCUUAGGGGAGGUGUGCAAUUAUUUUGUUUCCAUUGAAUGAAGCCUUUUCUGAAUAGUUUGACUAUUUAUUGCAGAUUUGUUUCUGUUCCUCAUCACAAAUCAUACAUACCAGCAACAAAGAUGACUUUCUGAAGUAUUGAGCCAUGUUCAAAAAGAGUGAUCAUAUUGCCAAAUGAAGAACAAAUAUAUUAUUGGAGAAGAAAAAAAAAAUCCUGUCGCUUGCCCGGAUGUACAGUUAAUGUAACAUAAAUCUGUGGAUUUGCAAAAAGUUUAGCCUUGUGUCUGUGGAUGUUGGCCUUUUUAAGAAGCCUGGAAAAGAGAGUCAUCACAGGUCAUCUCAGAAUCCUACUCGCACACCAUGGGAUGUGGAUUUGACUCGGAUCAGCGAGCUGAUCAUUCGUGUAGGUCACUACAAAGGGCUAAACAGUCUUCAGGGCUGCUGUUUUAAUCUUUUAGUGAACAGAUGAAUUCAUCGUCAUCUGUAAAUCUCUGAUGUGGAGCUUGUUUAACAUUCAUCAGUGGAUAUGAGUUACUGAUGGUUGGGAGAAACAAAAGAGCUAUUUUUAUUUUGUGUCAUGGAAUACAUUGAGCCAUUUGAACACGAUUGGUUUAACCUACACCAGACACACUCAAAAAGUCAUUGUGGAAGUCAAUACUCCCUUUACCUCUCUGUGUGGUUAUCUUACUGAUGUGAACAGUGGUGGUGUAGUUAGGCAGCCCCCUUUUCCUGUUCCCUGUUUACCCUCUAACCCUUUGUUGGCAUGCUCUGUACAAGGCCCAAGCCCCAUACCUCUUCUCCCUCAAUCCCACAUGUGCCCUCACCCACUGUCCCCCUCCCCUCCCUCCCUUCCACCUUGGCACUGAGGAUCAUUGCACAAUGUUUAUGUGAAGAGGUAUGGACCUUACGAUCAAUAUAUGGGCAUACAUGGGGGUGGAAAGGGAAAAUAGCCAAAAUUGUUAAUCGGUGAAAAUAUAUAUAUAUAUAUAUAUUGAAACUUAAAUGAGAUUUUAUAAAAUAAUUUAAAGAAUAAAAUUCUGAAAAAAAAGUG
Messenger RNA from Acanthopagrus latus (yellowfin seabream), 7364 nucleotides. RefSeq names its product spermatogenesis associated 2 (gene spata2). Gene Ontology annotation, cellular component: cytoplasm. The record is from RefSeq and is a predicted model, not a curated record. Gene Ontology annotation, biological process: protein K63-linked deubiquitination; regulation of necroptotic process; regulation of tumor necrosis factor-mediated signaling pathway. NCBI's taxonomy places the organism in Eukaryota, Metazoa, Chordata, Actinopteri, Spariformes, Sparidae. Bases 782 to 2482 code for a protein of 566 amino acids. The transcript is spliced from 3 exons.